AUUAGGCCUAUUAUUGCACUGACACAUUGCGCUCUAUUUAUGACGUCAUCACAGUGGAAGUUCAAUAUGGCGUCGUUGGUGUUUUGGCAAGGAGAUUGAGAAUUGUUUGGAGAAAAUGACAAAAGAAGAAGAAAGCGAAUGCAGUGACAGUGAACCCGGCCUCCACCUGGCCCUAAAGAAACUCAAGGUGGACCCAAACUGGGAUGAGUCCAAAGUGUUGGAGAGCACGGUGUCCUACAAGCUGCAAGAUCUAUGGGCAGGGGAGACAGAGAGCAGAGCAGAUCAUGAAGUGUCCCCCAAGCGUAUGAAGCAUCAGAGGUUGAGUCCAGAGAAGCCUCGAGUUGACCCCUACCCUGUAGACUGUGUCACCUCACUCCAGAAACUUUGCCUCAGCAAGGAAAAAUGUACCAAGAAGUUUUGCACUUGUGUGAUCAAUAAAACCAGUCCAUCAACUUCUGGCUCACCAAGACACAAGCAAAAUCUGGCCCAUGUCGCUGUUCAGCAGAGGAAGCUGAUUCGUGAGGCACGUUUUAAGCUGCACAAUGCACAGAAAGAUAAGCGUCAAGUUAUCCGUGCUGCCCGGCUCCAGCUAAGCCAGAAGACUGUUGUCACAGCACCAUCACGUGAAAACAGCCCUAAGAAAAUUCUUCCCAAAUGCAUUAGAGUUUCUUGUGCUUCAUCAAAGGUGUUCGGAUCAAAUGCAUCUCAAUGUCUUGAAAACUUUUCUAGUCUUUCAUCUAACCCUGCAAAUACACCUGAGGAUGCCACCAGUUCCCAUUUUGAGUUCAACGGAUAUCGAGAGCUGCAGAUGCCUUCAACAUCUGGCCUGGUACUCCCGCCUGCUACCAAGUGUUGUGUAGAUUCUGUUGCCAGUGCUGUGUCAGACACCAGGAACUCCCUGCCGGAUCCCGAGCGGGACACAGUGACCAGGGACACCAUGGGUGAAGUACCCACUGCCAAGAGUUGCUCCCAGGAAGCACGCCUCGAUGAUUUGAGUGUCAACGAACUUGCCGGAUACUUCGAAGAUUUUGUACACAUCCCAAAGAAAAUGUCUACCAUGGCUGAAAUGAUGUACACGUGACUUGUUCACACUCAUUGUUAAAAUUACUUUAUGAAGUCAGUGUGGAUUCUACAUAUUCUCUUUCAAUUAACACUAACAAAGGAAGUAUUUGAAAUCCUAUUGUAUGGGUAAAGUCAUAAAACUCUCUACACUAGCUUAAGAAGAAGUAAAUUGCAAUAAUGACAUUAAUGUGCUCUUUGAAAGAAGUUAACUUGAUGCAGUUCAAAGUCAUAUGCAACACAAUGUGUUUUGGUUGUAUGUUUAGAAUUAUGUAAAAUUACUUUUGAAGUUUACAGAUGUCAUCUCUUUGAUUUCAUAAUAAGUGAAUAAUGUGAAUAUAUGAAAAUCUAUUUCAAUUUUCCCUCUCAGGAACAAUUUGUACUAAUUUAGUUUCAAUUAUGUUAAAAAGUUUAGGUGUCACGAUCUUGUUGACAAGUGUGUUGUUGUAGCAUAGGACUGUUCCAUUAUGCACAUGUAUAUUCAAGGGACAUUGUUACGCUGUGGUUCUGUUUCAGUUUGCAGUAUUUAUUAAUAUUUAUCCCCUGUUCCAGCAAUCUUGCAACUGUGCAUUACUAUAGAAUGUAUUACCAGUAGUGUGCCCUACUGUACAUGGAGACUCCUGUGACCAGUUCUCAGGUUCUCCAGCUGCUAGGGAAUCAUGCUUAAGAGUGAGUGACUCACACCUUCUGUCACACACUGGUGUGGCCACACUGAUGUGACCAGACUUCCCUGCUGGGAGUGCUGCCUCACACAUCCCACAGGUCAUGAUAUUUUGGGUACAACUCUGCUUUUGAAGCAAUAGCUUUGCUAACUGUACAUGUUGCUAUGUUAUGCACCAGUUUUUUCGAAUUUGGAAUAUUUAUAAAUAGAAAAUCGUCAUUACAUCAGAUAUUGAAGUGUCUUCACUUACACAUGUUGCCCAUACAGUGAUACAUUCAGCAGUUCAACAGGCAGUGGCUCAGUUUGCAAGCUGAUCUGUAGAAUAUCAAGUGUAAGUAAGGUCUCCUACUGAUCAGCUGAUCUGUUGCAUGUUCUUGUCCGCAUAGUCAUACACUAUGUCAGAUACUUUCAGCAUCAGGUAUCAUCCUGACGACUCAACCUGCUUCAUCCUUCCUCAUGGUAAUGUUAGUGCUGCAGCCUGUGUGUCAGAGCCAGCUGUAUUACUAGCUCAGUGUCCCAUCACCCACCUGGGCUCACUUCCAGCACUGGUCGCCCAGCAACACCUGUAACUAAAGUUCUCAUAGCUGUAGUUACAUUGAUAAUUAGAAUAAAACUUGUUUUAUUUCAAAUUUGUCUCAUUUGGUAUGCUGGUUCAGUUAAUGUAAAUACUUUUCAGUUUUGUAACUUCAAUUUAAUUAUCAAUAUAUUUAUAAUUGUAAAUAGUUAAAUAUUCUGUUAUCAUUUGUUUCUUUUUCUGUGAAUUAAACGGUUUAUAUGAA
Messenger RNA from Haliotis rubra (blacklip abalone), 2499 nucleotides. RefSeq lists its product as uncharacterized. Bases 116 to 1081 code for a protein of 321 amino acids. The transcript is spliced from 4 exons. NCBI's taxonomy places the organism in Eukaryota, Metazoa, Mollusca, Gastropoda, Lepetellida, Haliotidae. The record is from RefSeq and is a predicted model, not a curated record. Gene Ontology annotation, biological process: cellular response to hydrogen peroxide.